Molecule: messenger RNA, 933 nt
Organism: Fonsecaea erecta
Lineage: Eukaryota; Fungi; Ascomycota; Eurotiomycetes; Chaetothyriales; Herpotrichiellaceae
Exons: 1
Coding region: 1-933 (310 amino acids)
Source: RefSeq, a predicted model, not a curated record
AUGCAUGAUCCUCAGAUCAUAAAGCAACUGCAACUGUCCACCAAUGCGCCAUCGCCCGCAGAAUUUGCCUCUGCAGAAGUUGGAAGACAAAAACUUCGUAGGGAGAUCGAGAAAUUUCGAAUCAACGCCCAGUACAUGGACCCUUUCGUCGACUUUCCGAGGUCGGUGGACUCUUUGUGCAGCAUUCUCCGUGACGACGUGGACCGGCAAUACUUUCGAAAUUAUCCGUGCCUCAGCCAUGGUAAUUGCUCCUUUGACAGCAUCUUAGCAAGCUUCGCCCCGGGUGAAACGGUUGAGGCGUUUGGAAUGACUUCCUGGGAGAAUGCGGGCUUCUGUGGAAGGGGGGUUAAUGGUGAUAUCGCGCAACUAUGUGCCGAGCUUGAAGCAUACCGACUUGCGGUCUGGUGUCAGGAGAGUGCGCAGGGCAUGAGCCGUCUGAUUUUUGUCUUCUAUCGAGUCGCCCUUUCUUAUCUUCUGGACAAGCUGCUCAAACAGUACAAGCGUGAGAGCAAGUGGUUGUGUGAAAGCCGGACAUCUAACGAGAGGCAGAACGUUGUGGAACCCGAGGAACCACAACUGCCUUCGUUAAAGGCACUUGAACGAUCGGUCUACCUCGUCCACGGCCUCUACCUCGCCAACGCAGCUUUUGAGAAACCGUGGUGCUGCCGAAGCCAGCGGUGUUCUCGUGUCAACGGACAACACACAACAGUCAAACAUCACUGUAUGCUGGUUGCAUUUUUGUUUCGUUGUGGACUCCAGAUUCUCGCCCUUGCCAGGGAGAACGAGGAAGAAUUUCGCCAGGUCAAUGUGAAAGCAGAGUUGACGGUUUUCCGGGCCGUCUUAGGCGGUUGGCAACCACGGAUCGUGGAGCUUUUCCACGAUGACCUCUACGACUCGCGACUACGAUCCAUGGUCCGAGCGAGGUUUUUCUGA